Vitrella brassicaformis is the source of this 2947-nucleotide messenger RNA. Lineage: Eukaryota; Vitrellaceae. The record is from the annotation of a GenBank genome assembly.
AUGCUGGUACGCUUGCGUUGUAUCUACCAGGUCCACUAUUGCACCAACUACGCAGCCAAGAUGGAGCUGCCAAUCUCUGAGAUGGUGGCUGUGAUUGCUGCUGGCUUCAAGCGAUAUCAAGAGCGAUACGGCGACGAUGACAGCGAUGAUGUGCGAGAGCAGUGCUCCAAGCUCGUCCGGUCCAUUCACAACAUGAUCAAGUCGAAGACACAAUUCUCAGCUCCCCAAGUCGCAAUGAUCCUUCUCGGCCUGGGCAAGAAGGGAGAGAAGUAUGUGUCGCACGACUUUCAGCCUCUAGUUCUUUCUUCAUUCCUGGCGCACCUUGACCGCCACUUUGCUGGUGACACGCCCGCGGCUGAGCCGACACACACCGAGCAGGAGUCGUACACGAUCACCCUGCAACAAAAGGGAAGAGGGCUGAGAGAGAUCGUUCUGAGCAAUCAAGUGGAUGACUAUAUUCAUCGUCCCACCAGCAGAGAGCUGCAAGACGGCCGCCAGUUCCACGUAGCGCGUGUGGGAGAUGAGGUCGGAGACGCCAGUAAAGUGGCGCUGCCACCGAAGCUGACGGGUUUGACGGCUUUCACCGACGUCGAGAUGAAGGACGUUUAUCUCUACCAGUUCAUGGAGGCCUUCUUUGCAAUGCGCCUGACGAAAGCGGAGAUGGACAGCGAGGAAAAGAGGGAGAAAAUGAAAGAAAACGGGAAGCCGAUACCAGCCAAUCGGCUGGUACGCAUCCAGCGAUUUCGCUUCCUGCGUGCUCACCCUCUGUGGACCACGCAUCGGCUCCGCCAGCGGGCUGCCGACGACCUCCGAAUCCCUCUCGUCUUCUACGACCGCAUUCCGAGCAAGACGGCCGCGUCAGCAGAGGACAGAGAGAAGCACGCGAAGAUUAUGUUGGUCUUGUUCAAACCAUGGCGAUGCCCUGAGGACCUGAAGACACACGGCACAUGGUGCGAGUCGUGUGCAGCGUUUGUGUCGGGCUUACCGAGUGAUGAUAGGCGCCACAAGCUCAUGCAGAACUUCGAGGAUGUCCAUCGGUCAGAGGAAGACGCCAAAAUCUAUCGAUACCUGCGUGACAAGGAGAGCGAGCAUGCCACAUCACUCGCAGAAGAGACCCAGAAGUUCCUCAAUGACCAAUACGACCGCCUGUACGCCAAGAACAGGGAGACUGAAGAUGACGUGUUGCAGCUGCUGGGGCCCGCCUACCUGUCUGGCCUCACUGGCGGCAAGGAAACCUUCUCUCAUAUGGAGAUCCUGGCGUCAUCGCUCGCUCGACCGACGACAGAAGACAGCCCGCAGAUUGCCGCUCCUACGGCGCCCGUGUUGAAGGCGUGCUUCGCUAAGUAUAUCAAUGCAUCGCUGGAUGCAGUUGGGUGUGAACCUAUUGAUAUCGAAACAGCAACAGAGGUGAGAUGAUGAUAAGUAUGAGUGCAUUAUGCAUUGUAUCAAUCUAAACUGUCUGUCUCUCUGGUGCGUGCAUCUCUGUGUACCUUGCAUUGAAGGCGUUGUCGAAGACCUCUCUCGAUGACCGUCAUUCAGCAUGUCAAUCAAAUGGAAGCCGUCAGGAUCAGCUCAACGAUGACCUGCAGCAGCAACGGAACAAGCUUUGUGGAAUCGGCCACAGCCACGGCACGUCAGAUGAAGCAAGCCUCUUGAGUAGCUUCUCCUCAAAUCUCUUCACACACGGUGGUCACUCCAUGGAUGCUGCCGACCUCACUCGACUGCUGGCGCAGCCGGCGUCCGCAUUCAAGCCGCCUGAGACGGGCGACGACAAGAACCGUGAAGACCUCCUCUGUACAGUGGCGAGCCGUUACCAAUUGAACGAAGAGCAGAUGCGGGCGUUCCAAAUUAUCUGCAGCCACUUGCUGAACCACUACAAAGACCUGCGGGACAACAAAUACGUCACGCCAUUGCGCAUGUGCCUGACCGGCGAGGGCGGCACCGGCAAAACACACGUCAUCAAAGCUGUGAAGGCCUAUUUUGCUGAACUGCAAUGCCGACAUUGGCUGCGCCUGGCAGCACCUACCGGCGUGGCUGCAGAUAAUAUCGGAGGCUCGACCCUCGAUUCGCUCCUGCACAUCUUCGAUGACUUCGAGAGCGGCGACAGGAGGCUGCGGCGCCAAGCGGUGAAGCAGCAGACAAUCGAUGGUGACCGCAUUUGCAGAGAGGAGCCUUGGAAGCACAUCCAUUACAUGAUAGUCGACGAGAUCUCUUUCGUCAAUCGCCAGAAGCUCGACAAAGUCGAUGGGGCAUUGAGGGACCUGCGAAAGGCAGCGAAGAAGGACAUAAGGGAUGGCGAUGAUUCGUUUGGAGGCAUGAGCAUGAUCCUGUGUGGCGACUUUAUGCAGCUCCCACCUGUCCGGCCGUAUGCAUUGUAUGACAAGCGCGAUCGAGAGCAUCCUCGCAGUCUCUGGCACAGCUUCGAUUGCGUCAUUGUCCUUCAGCACAAUCACAGGAUCGAGGGGGAUCCGACCUUCUAUGGCCUUCUGCAGCGAUUGCGAUGCGGGCAGCUGACUGAUGACGACAUCAAGCUGAUUAAGAGCCGCGUGCUGAAGACCCCAAGCGAUGCUCGAGGGCCUCGCAUUGUGUGGCGCAAUGAGGUCAGGCAACGCAUCAACGCUCAGGAAGCCUUCAAGUUUGCCGCCGCGACAAACCAAGAUGUGUACGUGUCACCAGCCAUUGACACGUAUCGGCCGAAAGGGAAGAAAGAGCAGCCUGCCCCGGCGUACAUGCAGAAGAUGGUCCUGGAGAAGAACGAGAGUCACACAGGCAAUCUGCCGACAUCACUGCUUCUCGUAAAGGGGUGGUCUUACAUGCUCACGACGAAUAGAGCGACGGAGAGCGGCCUUGUAUGUCUAUCACCUGCACACCUACACACACACACUCACACACACACAGCACGCAAUGGUGCAUUCAUUUCCCUCUCUUGUCUGGACACGACAGGUGA